Messenger RNA from Papaver somniferum (opium poppy), 2542 nucleotides. RefSeq names its product GDSL esterase/lipase 7-like. Bases 1425 to 2240 code for a protein of 271 amino acids. NCBI's taxonomy places the organism in Eukaryota, Viridiplantae, Streptophyta, Magnoliopsida, Ranunculales, Papaveraceae. The record is from RefSeq and is a predicted model, not a curated record. The transcript is spliced from 5 exons. Gene Ontology annotation, molecular function: hydrolase activity, acting on ester bonds.
UUCUUCUUCUUCUUAUCAUCAAAGAUUUCUUCGUUUUUCAUGAUGGGUGAUUCUUCAGUCAGUUGUGGUGACAAUGGUCACAAUCUCCUGUUUUCUUCUUCUUCUUCUGAUGUUGGAAGCAGAAACAGUCAUUAUUCAUCAAAGAUUUCUUCGUUUUUCAUAAUGGGUGAUUCUUCAUUCAGUUGUGGUGAUGGUGGUCACAAUCCCUUCUACUCUCUUCUCCGCCCAAAUACUUCUUUAUUUCCUUGUAAUGGACCUCCGACACGCCUUUUGCCUGAUUUUCUUGGCAAACCUCUCUCUCUCUCUCUCUCUCUCUCUCUCUCUCUCUCUCUCUCUCUCUCUCUGUUUCUUUAAGUCUUAUCUUGAUUCUUCUUGUAAACCUUGAAAUAAUUUCAAGAAAUGUUAUUUAACGAAAUCUUUAUUGGUGAUAAAAUGUGGUUCUUGACUGAAAAAUGAAAACCCUUUACUUUUUUGGGGAGAACAAUCUAAACCCAGUUUUUGAUGCAAGAAACCCUUCAGAAUUUAGAUCACCUUUUUAAUCUGAAUACCCUUAUCUCUAAACACCCAUAAAAUUCUUUUACCUUUGAUUAUUGUUUGUGUUCUUCAUCUAUUUUUUGUAUCUGUAUGUACUCACUCCUUUGGUCAUCACUUGAUUUCUCAAUUCCAAGAUGAUGAGAAGUUAGUUUGACAAAAUGCAUAACAUCGGCCAAAUCAAGAGUGUGCUCAACAAUUUUGUUUUUGUUUCUUGUGCAGCUGAGAAGAUGGGUUUGCUGAGGAUUCCAGCAUUUCAUGCUGAUAAUGGAACUAUUGAAGGGCUAGAAAAUGGUAUAAACUUUGGGUCAACACAAGCGACAAUCUUGAGCUCGCGCAGGCUAGGCUUCCAGGCAUUGAACCAACAGCUAUGCCAGGCAUAUGAGACACUUCAAUUGUUGCAGCUGCAGUUGGGACAGGACAAAGCUCGAGAAGUUAUAGAGUCAUCCGUGUUCUAUCUUUCUUUGGGCAAAGACGACUACAUUAAUUUCUUACACCCAGAUUCUUCUGGUGCUAGGUACAGAUUUAGUAAAGAAGUGUUCACACAGAUUCUAGUCAACCGGAUGAUCCGGGUUGUCAAGGACCUUUACAAUGCAAAUGUGAAGAAGAUUGUAUGCAUGGGAAUUGAUCCUCUUGGAUGUGUAUGGGAGUCCUCUCGUGAUAAUGAUAGUCAUCAUCCUAGUCACACAUCAUCAAAUUCUGGCGCUGGCAGUGGUUGGCAAGACUGUAUGGAAGAUGUCAAUGACUUUGUUCUAGAAUAUAAUUUGUUGUUGUCAGAUGCUCGGAUAAUUCUGGACCUAAAUUUUGAGUUUCCUGAUGCUCGGAUAAUCUUCUGCGACGUGUACCAAGCUAUGAUGGAUAUCAUUUCAUUCCCUAGACGCUAGGCUGAGAAGAUGGGUUUGCCAAGGAUUCCAGCAUUUCAUGCUGAUAAUGGAACUAUUGAAGGGCUAGAAAAUGGUAUAAACUUUGGGUCAACACAAGCAACAAUCUUGAGCUCAGGCAGGCAAGGCUUCCAGGGAUUGAACCAACAGCUACGCCAGGCAUAUGAGACACUUCAGUUGUUGCAGCUGCAGUUGGGACAGGACAAAGCUCAGGAAGUUAUAGAGUCAUCUGUGUUCUAUCUUUCUUUGGGCAAAGACGACUACAUUAAUUUCUUACACCCAGAUUCUUCUGGUGUCAGGCACAGAUUCAGUAAAGAAGUGUUCACACAGAUUCUAGUCAACCAGAUGAUCCGGGUUGUCAAGGACCUUUACAAUGAAAAUGUGAAGAAGAUUGUAUGCAUGGGAAUUGGUCCUCUUGGAUGUGCUGCACCUCGCGCCUUAUGGGAGUCCUCUCGUGAUAAUGAUAGUCAUCAUCCUAGUCUCACGUCAUCAAAUUCUGGCACUGGCAGUGGUUGGCAAGUCUGUAUGGAAGAUGUCAAUGACCUUGUUCUAGAAUAUAAUGCAUUGUUGUCAGAGCGGCUUCUGGACCUAAAUUUUGAGUUACCUGAUGCUCAUAUAAUCUUCUGCGACGUGUACCAAGCUAUGAUGGAUAUCAUUUCAUUCCCUAGACGCUACGGAUUCGAGAAUGUAAAUAGGUCGUGUUAUGGAAGUGGUAGAUAUGGUGGUAUGGUAGGGUGCCAAGCUAUUGAGAUGGCCUGCGACGAGCCAUUGACCCGUCUGGUGGGACUUCCACAGCCCUACACAAGCUGUGCACUCAUUGCUUGCUGAGUCUGCUUGGAGCAGUAAGGCAUUGGAUAUUUGCAGACCAAUCAGCAUUGAACGACUCUCAGUUUCGUACUCAGUGUAAAAACUACAUCAUUGUACUUUCUACAAGGGCUGAACCAUUGAAUUUUACUAGGCCUCACGUUUCUCUAGUGGUUUAAGGUUCUUGAACCUGAGUUACUUUUCUUUUUCAUUUACAUUUUUUUUUGUUGGCAAUUAUUGUCCUGUAAAGUUGGUCAAUGUAAAUCCAUUGUCCUGUAAAGUUGAUCAAUGUAAAUCCAAAUGUGGUAUAAAAUCGAAAUUUUGCA